ACGCAGCACCGAUAGCAAUCAGGAAACUACAGAACAGGGGCUUCUGGGGGCAGGAAAUGAGGUCUGUGAGCAAAGCGUGCUGGAGUGCACGUUGGGCCAUGCUUUUCCGGGCUCGGGGGUGGUAUCCCUGCUUGUGAGGGUGAGCCAGCUGUUCGCUUCAGCACUGUUGCAUGUUCAGUGAGUGGGAAACAUGAGUGAAUGGCAGAGGAAAAGUCCUUUAGAAUGGCAGACUUAUGUGAACAAAGAAGUAAAAGUCACAGCUGCUGAGAAACAUGAAUACAAGGGAUGGGUCUUAACAGUUGACCCAGUUUCUGCAAAUGUUGUCCUAGUGAAGUUCAUGGAGAAUGGAAAAGUAUGUGUCUCAGUCAUCCUGGGUCACGCUGUACAGAAAGUUGAAACAGUGAAUGAAGGGGAUGAUGAAAUGAAGGAGCAGCUUGCUCACCUAUUCAUGCCAGAAGAGAGCAAAGUUUAUGGCCACGAAGAACUAGAGAAGAAGAAGAGCAGCCUGAAGACUUGGCUGGAGACCAAUCACAUCCCUGUAACAGAACAAGGCGAGUCACAAAGAACACUGUGUGUGGCAGGUGUAUUAACUAUCGACCCACCAUAUGGGCCAGAAGACUGCAGCAGCUCCAAUGAAAUUAUUUUGUCUCGAGUCCAGAGCUUGAUACAAGGCCAUCUUGCAACACAGUAAUAAUGGACAAGUUGACAAACGCUUCUCAUCUAAAACUCUUCUAUUUCAAACAGAGGGAGGUGCUCUUUUUCCCUUAAUUUAAAGAAUUGUUCUAUACUAUUGGUUGACUUAAUUUUCACUGACUGGUGUGAGGGUGAGCAGUACUGUUGUGCGUUAGCCACUCUGGCUGAUUCUGUAUGUGAGGGAACAGAUGGUGGAACAGUCAUAUAACUGAAAGCAGGAAGCAUUUGUAUUAGCUAAUAUUUUGUAUAAAAAAACCAUUAUUUGGUAUGAAUGACAUUUUAUUCUAUGGACUCCUAAUUCUUUAUCUAACGCUGUCUCAGAUGAAAGAUUGAGUUGAUGAAUCUUGUCUUCCUGGCUGUGUCCCUCCCCUCUGUGUCCGCCUUUAAUUGCCUCUCCUACCUGUGGGUGACAAAGAUUGUUGGAGUGGUAAAUACUGAGGAGGACAGGACAGUCAUACGGCACAAUCUAGAUACAGCCACAUUCAAAAUUAUGCAGUUAGGGACAUGGAAUGCAGGCUCCCUCUACAGAAAGCAGAGCCUCUGGAAAAGAUUUAGGGGUCAUAGUGCAAAAACAACCCAAGCUGAGCUCUGAGGGCAAUUCUGUGGCAAAGAGGGCUAAUGUGAUCCUUCGAUGUAUAAACAGGGGGAGUAGAAGGAGGGAGAUGAUUGUACCUCUGUAUGUGGCAUUGAUGAGACCAAUAUUCGAUUACUACAUCCAGUUCUAGUGUCCACAUUUAAAAAAAAACAGUUGAAAAAUUGGAGGGCAGUGAAAAGAGCCACAAAACAUUAUUCAGGGCUGGAGAAAAUGCUGUACAGUAAGAGACUUAAAGAGCUCAAUCUCUUUAGUUUAUCAAAAGAAGACUGAAGUUAUGUCUUUAUUGCAGAGUUAGCCCAGGCUUUUAUCCAGGUAUUGCCCUGACCCACCUCUCAUUCUCUCUCUCUCUCACACACACACACCCCUACCUCUCUCUCUCUCCCUCUGAGCUAAGUGGUGCUUUCCAUCUGGCCUGGUUGGCAGUUUAGGCUGGAGCUCAGCUUUCAUUUCGGCUGGAAAUUUGCCCACUUUGAAGUGAGAACACAGGCUAAGUCAUUUGAGUGCUGACAGUCCUCCAGUGCUUUACCACAAUUCCACCUGUGUGCUCAGGACAGACACGUUCUCUCACAAUUCACUCGGAAAGAAUCAGUGCCACAGCUUACUGCCGAAUAAAGAGCCUUGGGAAGUGCUACUGAUGCAGGUGCAUGAGUGCAGCACCAGUGAGGACAUGGUAACUUGGGUAUGGCUGAGCUGUGAGACUGUAUGUACCUGGGGCAGGCUGACUCAGGGGCCAAUCUCUGAGUGAACUGCAUAGUGUGAGAGGUGACUUGAUUACAGUGUAUAAGUAUCUUCACAGGAAGAAAAUAUCACAUACUAAAGGCAUUUAAUCUAGCAGAGAAAGGCAUAACAAGAACAAAUGGCUGGAUGCUGAAGCCACACAAAUUUCCUAACCUAAUUUCCUUCUCUGAUAGUGGAUGGGGAGCCCUAGUAACACUAAGUCACAAACCCUGUCAAAAAUUCGGUUAGUUCAGUAUGAUUUGUUGUUGAUAGGGUCAGAGCAAAAGCUUGUCUCUCUCACCAACAGAAGUUGGUCCUGUAAAAAAGAUGACCUCAUCCACCUGGUCUCUCUCAUCAUGGAUACUGACAUUUAAACUUUCAUAGGCUUCAGAGCUAUUUCAAUCCUAUAUGAGGUUUUAAAUUUAAAUCAUUGUAAUCUGUUAAUUUCAAUUGGCUUUGAAUUAAGACUCUCAUUAAAAUAAAUAGGGCAUUUCACAUUCUUUUCACUGCA
Gopherus flavomarginatus (Mexican gopher tortoise) is the source of this 2516-nucleotide messenger RNA. RefSeq names its product gem nuclear organelle associated protein 6 (gene GEMIN6). Gene Ontology annotation, biological process: spliceosomal complex assembly; spliceosomal snRNP assembly. The transcript has 3 exons. The record is from RefSeq and is a predicted model, not a curated record. NCBI's taxonomy places the organism in Eukaryota, Metazoa, Chordata, Testudines, Testudinidae. The coding region runs from base 191 to 691 and encodes 166 amino acids. Gene Ontology annotation, cellular component: nucleus; SMN complex.